AUGGAAAGGGAUAAGCGGAAAAAAUCGAAGAUGCCUUGCCUUUUUGGAGGGAACGGAGACAAUCUCAAACGGAAAACUGUUCAACCUAGGUCCCAAAGUGGUGACAUCAUCGACCAUAAUUUGUUCACGUUUGAAAUAGGGCAAACCUCUUCUAAACAAAGUUAUGGGACACCCAUGAAGACAUUAUUAGCUAAAGAAAUGUUAAAUGAAACUUCAGCCAAAAAGCGAUCACCAAGUCUCAUAGCCAAGUUAAUGGGUCUAGAUGGACUACCAUCUCCUCAGUCUAUUCACAAGCAACAAAGAAAGUUAUCAGACAACAAAAGGAAUGAGAAGCCAUUAAGUCACCAGUUCAAUAAGAAGACCACAAUCGAACAACAACAAUUCAAAGAUGUUUAUGAAGAUCCAGAAGCAUCACAUGCAGGAAAUCAUCAUUAUCCAUCACCACUGAAUUCAAAAAGAAGGUCCACAAAACAGGAAUUCGGAUACAUCCAGGAAAGAUGCGAUGAAGUGCUCAGGGAAUCGAUUGCAUUCAAAAGUAAACUUGAAAGGGUUGACUCAAACUCGGACUUGAUGUUGACUUUUCUGCAAAAACCAGAUUCCUUAUUUGUUAAGCAUCUACACGAUCAACAAAGUAUCCCUCCUGCUUCUCUCUGCAACCAGAUAACUGUCUUGAAGCCAUCAAAUUCUGUCAUGCACGGUUCCAAAAAAGAAGAGAAAGAAACAUUAAUCUAUCGCCAUAGAAGAUCAUCUAGAAUUGUAGAAAGGAAAGACGAUAUUGCCCUUUCGCCAACAAGGAUCGUUGUCCUCAAACCAAAUCUUGCAAAAAUCCACAAUGAUAGAACUUAUGUUCUUCAUUCUCCUGAGAUGUAUAAAGGGCCAUUAGGUGAAGUGAGGUCAUCUAGACACAAGUCAAGAGAAGCUAGAGAGAUUGCAAAGCAAAUCACUAGUCAAAUGAAAGAAGGAUUUGAAUGUGGGGACAUAAACUUAUUUCAUUCUGGUUACAGAGGGUAUGAUGACAUGGAUGAAUUUGAUAGGCCCAGGCGUUCACCUAUGUCUGAAUCCUCUGUGAUUAGAGAAGAAAAAAAGAGAAUGUCUCAAAGAUGGAAAACUCAUGGAUAUAAAGAUGCAAACAUGAUUGGUAAAAGGUAG
Lactuca virosa is the source of this 1149-nucleotide messenger RNA. The record is from the annotation of a GenBank genome assembly. Lineage: Eukaryota; Viridiplantae; Streptophyta; Magnoliopsida; Asterales; Asteraceae.